Alexandromys fortis (reed vole) is the source of this 2084-nucleotide messenger RNA. It is a transcript of the gene CUNH19orf67, whose product is annotated as chromosome unknown C19orf67 homolog. The record is from RefSeq and is a predicted model, not a curated record. The transcript is spliced from 6 exons. The coding region runs from base 1020 to 2084 and encodes 354 amino acids. Lineage: Eukaryota; Metazoa; Chordata; Mammalia; Rodentia; Cricetidae.
UACGGAAAGGAAGUGGUGUUUGCAGCACAUGUCGUCAGCAUUUCAGAAACAGAAGCAGGAUCAGGACAAGGUUAGCCUUAGCUACAUAGUGAGUUCAGGGCCAGCCUAGGUUACCUACUACAGUUCUGUCUUGCAAAACAAAACUCUAGGACCAGAAUAGUUGCUUUGUCUUGUCAUCUCAUUCCAGAACCACCUGUCAAGCGUUUGUUGAGUGACUAACCGUUAACUGCACACUUGCUGGGCCUUUAGUUGUUUAUGAAGCAGACGUCAUAAAACCUCACUUUAUAGAAUGGGACAAAUGAGUUUGAUGCAGUCAAGAAGGUGAGGGUCAUGCAGGACACUGUGACACCUGUUGCUGCUUUACCGCAAGCCUUGUAAUUAAUGUAUUUUGCUUCCUAGCCGAACUUAAGUGCCAAUCAGUCUUUGCACUUGGAUAGGAAUCCAAUCUACAAGUGUCAGAGGUGUGUUCUCUGUCCAGGGCAGGCAUAUUGGAAUAAAGGAGACAAUGGGAUAAACCAAAUCACUGUCUGAGGGUCUUUAUUGUGGAAAUGACUGCUAGUCACUAGUCUCUCGUAGGUUCACCGGCAGAUCCCAGCUCCAUCAGUGAAGAAUCUGAUCUUGGGGGUCAGCGGCUGGGGUGGAGCCUAGGCCUCUCGGUAACCCGCAUUCCCCAAUUCCUAACAUGUUAGGAAUCCCCUCCAGCCCGGUCAACGACCUGGGAGAGAGAAGGCGCCAACCUACAAAUAUCUACUAGGCCGGUCUGGAGCUCCGCCCUUGACAUCGCCCUGCCCCGCGCGCACCAGGUGCCGGCUGAGCUCUGUGCGCGGUGCAGGCCCAGGCUGCGCGGCCCUCCGCGUGCUCCAAUUCAAAAGAGGCGAAAGCCUCGCGGGGCGGCGCCGGCAGAGGCGUCGAGGCUGGUUCGAGGGGGUGACGGUGCUCACUGCCCCGACCGUUAGGCCCCAGGUGUGCUGCCCUCCUGGGACGCCACGGAGGCUGGAGGAGCCUGUGCUGGAUGCCCGAUGGCUGCGGAGUCCUGGUUCGCCGGGUCGCUGGCCCUGGGCCCUGGAGAAGCACCGCCUUCGGACGAUUCGAUACCCGGGCCGCCGCCCUAUGGAGACCCCUCGUGGUCGCCCGCCCGGAGACCCGAGGCCUCAGCGGAGCAGGAGCCGCAGCAGGCACAGCAGCUGAUGGAAACCCCAGCCUCAGCUACCUCCAGGGAGCCACUGGCAACGGAGCUCGGACCUGCUCGCCUCCCACUGGACUCCAUGUUCAACCCCAUCACUGACCAGCUCCGUUAUCUGCUCAGGAAGGCGGAUGACUUUCAAAGCUACUUGCUCUACAGCAGGGAUCGAGUACAGAAGGAACAGCUAGCCAAGGCCAUGCCCACCUUCUUAAGGAUGUGCGAACCUUACUUCCUGUACCUUGAGGCUGCCGCAAGGAGUGUCCCCCCCAUCUACGGAGCACUGCAGGAGCUGGUCCGGAAGGGGUUGCUGGAGAUGUCCCAGCAGCUCACCCUGCGUUUGGAACAGUUAGUUCUCAUGUAUGCUUCCUUCGGAUUCGUGGACCUGGAGGAAACCAACCCUUUGAGCAUCUCCUGCUUCUUCUGCGGGAGAUUCUCCCUUAGCCCCUCCCACGAUGUGUCCAUCUUCCGGUACUGCACCCCAGCUGCGUACACCGCCAGUCACUUCCCGAGAUACCUCUAUAAGAAGAUGCGCUGGAACCUGGAAACCACCACAGAGGCCAGUAGCCAAGGAACAGACUCCCAUGUGGAUUACUACUUCUUAUGUUAUCGAGAUACAUGGGAGGAUGCAGGCCAGGGUCCAGCCAAUUCGUGCCCCCAAAUCCAGAAACUCUGGUCCAUCGGCCGCUGGAUGCCCCUAGGACCGGCAGAGGAUGACCUUGAUUCAUGGAUUUUGUGCCCGCAGCCACCCGGGGACUACCAGCAGUUACUAACCAUCGGCUUCGAGGAGCCUUCGCAUGUGCUGGCCACCGACCUGCUGGUACAGAUCCUCAUGGGCCAGGUAGGCCCCGCCCGGCCCCCCAUCGCUGCCGGGCCCUCGGCUUGGGCUGCCCCGGCAUCCUGA